GGAUGGACACGUACUCAUUCACAUUUUGUCGUUAUGAAUGGUUUCUUCGACCCGUCCAGACAGAAAUCCGUGGUACCAGACAAGAAUGAGGAUCCUUCUGCUCUCUUUGAGAAAUACCCUGGCAUAAUCGACAAGUCGGGAGAUCGCAGAAAGGUCGCAGUAAAAAAGGAGCAGAUCCUUGACAAAAGUAAAAGGGACCAUUUCUCAAAGUCUAUUGUCAUCAUCCAGUUGCUGUGGUUUACCACUCAAUACAUUGGACGAUGGGCGGCUCAUAUACACAGGUCACAGCUUGAAACAAUGACUCUCGCUUACGCAGUACUCAGCAUCCUUGCUUAUGUAUUGUGGUGGAAUAAACCACUGGAUGUGCAUGUCUCAAUCCAUGUCACUGAAGAGGGCCCCCCAACUUCUUCUGAGCAUCCCAAUGCCAAUCAAGUGCGGGCCGAAACAGAGAUGAAAGCAAAUCCGAACCCCCUCGAGGCCCUCAAAGCGACGAUCAUGGAGAUAGAUCCCUGGCAGAUAUUUGGGGUCACUGGCGUCCUCUUUGGUGGGCUCCAUUGUUUGGCAUGGUCAUUCCAAUUUCGAGGAGACUGGGACAGAAAUUUGUGGCGUGCGGGUGCAGUAGUUAUUACAGUGACCCCUGUACCUUUUGUAUGGGCUGUAAAAGAAGCGGACAAAGGGGGUUGUGUUGCCACUGUAUGCUCUCGCCUUCUUUCUUUUUUGUAUGGUGCUGCUCGGGGUAGUUUGCUUGUCAUCGCGUUCGCGUCUUUGGGAUUUGCGCCUGCUGAUUUUUACAGAACAACCCCUUGGUCCUCAUUCAUUCCUCACCUAGGAUAG
Molecule: messenger RNA, 834 nt
Organism: Cantharellus anzutake
Lineage: Eukaryota; Fungi; Basidiomycota; Agaricomycetes; Cantharellales; Hydnaceae
Exons: 1
Source: RefSeq, a predicted model, not a curated record